UAAAGCUUUCGUUCACCAUUGUUGUUAGGGCGGCUUUGAUCGGUCCUUCUUUAAACGUGUGUUACAAAACCAGCUGGUUCCAGGAGCCAAUGCUGGCACUACAGAAUGAGUUCAAAAGUCAAGUCUGAAAAGACAAAGGUGAAGUUCGCCCAGUCAAAUAUUAAUCAUGUCUAUAAAGGAAAUACUACAGAAACUCAUCAUAAACCAACUGUGCGACAAUAUGGAAUGCAAGUUGUCGGAAAGCUGCAAGGAACUCGUCGACUGCCGCCACCGGCUUGGGUCCCUAGUAUCAAAGCUGAAACAGGUGGUUUGGACAGUCGAGUCUCUCUUGUUCCCCCGGGUGGGGGUGGGUGGGGAGCACCAUCCACAUCAACAUCUAACUCUGAACAACCAGCGGCUCUAUCAUCUACAGAGUCUGACAGCCGUCCGACUGUACCAAGCUUAUCCACCGUGAAUGGCGCAUUAUACAGUGAAACAGUUGGUCUUUCUCUUGACUCGGCUUAUGCCAAAAUUGGUCACGGUGUCUCAGAUCCCGGAGUGACGAAUACAAUAACUACGAACGCAGAUACAUCUGUUGGCGUAAAUGGUUCAUUGAAGACGACUGAAGGUCUUCAAGCAAUCCAGGAUGGAUCAUUGAAAAGUAAAGUGCCGAAUCAUAUGUCCAAGCUUCAAAAUGAUAAGCCUAGCUCUGGUGGUGGCGGAGGCUUGGCAGCCAACAAACCAUUUUUCCAAAGACCAACUCCAGUUGUUACCACCCCUGCUAGUACUCCAACGACUACUCCUACAAAAUCUGAAAAUGCAAUCAAGCCAGUUGUUGGUAGUGGUGCCCGUGAAAUCGUUGGUGAACCCAGUGGUUGGGUAGCAAUUAGUCAAGAUCAACUGGAUUUUGAUGAACGCAUCGUAUUCAGCGAUGGUGAAGACUGUGAUGAUGCGACGAAAGCCAAUCACAAGUCAACUACUGCAACAUCACUUCAACAUAUCUCAUCGUCGGAACAACCUUCACAGUUUCCCGUUUCUCCUCCUGUGGCUUCUGCCAGUAUCAAAAGCAGUAACAUACACCCAACCGGACAUGGAGCUGUAAAACCCUUUGUUAAUCCACUAACCAGUCUUUCAGGUAGCAGCGUCCCAUCUCAUGCAUUGUCUGCGCCUCAAAAGAUGUUCAUGGAAAACCCAAGUUUGAUGACAUCCAAUACUGCCUGGUCGGUUGCAGAUAUCUCCUACGGCGUUAACUCUUCAGGGAGUUGUUUUACAAGGCCACCUCCAACAACGCAGAAUCCUCUUUACAGUAACGUGCCCUCAAUGAUGAAUGCUCCAUAUAGUGGAAUGCCUAGCGAAAUCAAUCGUUCUCUGCCUAAUGCACAGUUUAUUAACAGUGCUUCAUCUACUGGUGUUAUGGAUUCAUUCUAUUCCACACAUCAACUCCAAAAUCGUUUAGCAGCAUCAGCAACACCAAUAGCCAACCUUUCAGAUACUGUAAGAUCUACAGCUGAUGUGGAUAGUGAACUGCAACAAGCCCAACGACAGGCGAGAACACAAGAAUUCAGAAAUGCUGUGGAGAGAGCUCAGCAAGCUAGAGCCCGCCAGCGACUAUCUGAAAGUUGUUCAGCUGAUAGUGGUGACACUAAUUUACCAAAGUCUGCUUUAGGCCUGUUGUCUAGCAUGUCAGAGAAUAGAACAAUCGCCUCUGUUCCUGCACCUUUCAGUACAAUGGCAUGUCAACCUGGUCCUAACUACAUGUUUCCGCCUAGUGAUCAUUCAUCGUCAGUUAACCCUAUGCUCAGUGUUCCUCCACACAAUCUACUUCCACCAGCUUUCCCUACAUCAGGGUCUCUUGACAUUACUACCGCAAUUGCAGCCGCUACAGCUGCAGCCAUGGCAUAUACAACAGGCGGUUCAGAUAACAGUAGCAGCGGUGGUAUCCCAGGAAGAAAUGUUGAAAUGUCUAUGAGUGUUCCUACGGGAAUCCCUCAUACACCACAAGGAGUACCAGUGAGUUCGAAUACCGCUAGUGGAGCAUGGCAGCAAAUUCCAUUUGCGGCACUAGGUGCCAAUUCGAUGUCAACAGCAGCUGUCAUGCGAUUACUCUCUCAGCAUCCACAUAUGGCACAAUUGUUACAAAAUGCUUUGGGUAUAUCUGCUGCAGGUGGCGGUUCUCAAGUGCAUAAGUCGUCUUCUCAGCAGCAGCAGCAGCACUCUCAAAAUAUGUUUGUCAAUCCCGACUUUUUUGUUGAACGUUUUCUUGAGAUUUUAAAGAACCAGCCUCAAUUAAAUCGGUCUCAGGGACCACCACCAUCAGCACCGGUUACUUCCGAAAUGAACACUCUGUCGUCGACUACUUCAAGUCUGCAACAACAACAAGACCAGUCGCCCACUGCUACUGUUAAUACUACUAAUACUAUUAAUACUACUACUCAAGUGCUUAAUAAGCAUCCUGAUGAUUCCGCCUCCGCAUCAUCACAGAAUAUGGGUGAAUUUGAUGGUAGGGCGAGUGAUAAAACUCAUCGGGCUCAUAAAACCUCACAGUUAUCCAGUAGUAGGUCAGAUGCUCCUCCGGCUGUUGUAGCUACCACAGCUGCUGCUGCUAGCAGUAGCGAUUCUCCGAAUCAAGGAACUUCGCGUGUGCCAGGUUUAAUGGAUAUCAAAGUAUCGUGUGCAUCGUCUCAACAUUUAGCUCAUAUAUGGGAUAAAGAGGAUAAUCUACUGGAGUCAGGAAGUCGCGGCUACCGUGGUGGUGGACGUGGUAAAAGUAUGACUUCAUAUAAUAAGCCCCAGCGUGGAGGGAAUACUCGAAGUCGUGGAACUUCUAGUAAAAAUCACUUAUUAGAUUCAGCAACUCUUGAAUUUAAAUCUAUGAACCUUCGUGAUACAAGUAAUCCAAAAUAUCCUUUGGAAGAAGACGACUAUGGUGGUUCUUAUCGUUCACAAGGUGGUCCAUUGAAAUCAAUAAAACCAUGGAAUUCAAAAUCUCGCAGUGUUGAUGAUACAGCUUUAGAUACUUAUGCGACAAGCAGUCGAUCUAAUGCUCGGUUCAUUAGUGGUGAUGAUCAUCACAAGGCGGAGAGUCGGAAACAACGGAAUACUCCACUUAAAGAUAAUUGUUGGAUGCAUACUGGCGCAGUGAAUGUGGAUGUGGACGUAAAUAACUCACCGUUUGUCUCCACUACAAGUGAUGAAAAUGAUGAAAGUGAUGAAUGUGGUGUUCUAAGUGAUGUCCAAGAAGGCGAGGCAACUGAAGAUGACAAAGAGGAAGGUGCUGGUUCUAAUGCCGGGAAGAAGAAAGUCGAUGUUCGUUCAAGCAAGCAUUCUUCACAUCCUAGUAGUAGUCAAAAUGCAGAUAGUAGCAAAGAUAAGAGCAGAAGCUACAACACCUAUAGUAGUAGACGUGGUCGACGUGGACGUGUUGGAACGACGAGUAGUCAUUUUACUAGCUCAAGAAGUUAUACUACAGAUGACUUCUCUUCCUAUGCAUCUAAGCGUUAUUCUAAAGGUUCUGAACAUGAUUACUAUUGGCGCCAACAAUAUGCCUCAGGUUCGAAAGGACUUCGAACAAGUCAGUCUACUGGAGGGAGUGUUGAUCAGCGGAAACAUCGCAGUAAUGACGAUAUGGUUUAUAAGUCGUCUGAGCGUGCUAAUCAUCGUAGUGCUGCAGUAUCUGGUUAUUUCACUGGCGGUGGUCGAAUGACACGAUCCUAUGUACAAUAUGAAUCAUCAUCAGCAUCAACGCGGGAGCAGAACGCCACAAAUCUUAUGGAUAGUUCAUAUUACUCUUCAUCAAAUGGUAGUGGGCGUCAAAUGAGAUCACAAAAAGCAUUAUAUUAUGGCCAUAGAGGACAGUUUUCUAGUACUGCUGCAGUUGAAUAUUAUUCUUUCAGUGAUGGAGAACAAGAACAGGAGUUGGAGAACAGGUCACAUGCCACUCGUCGAACAAGCAACCAUUCCGACGUCAGGGCACGAAGUCAUGCUGUCAGUGGACGUUUUCAUAAGUCAUAUCGAAGAAAUCCAGCGAAUGUAUCAGCAGCGGCAAAGUCAUCAGAUGCGAGCAAUCCGUCUAGUAAUGAUCAUGAACAGACAACGAAUACCGGAGACAAUGUAGAUGAUUCGGAUGUGCCUACUGUUCGUGUACCCGCUUCAGACUCCAGUGGUUAUAUGAACCAUUAUACACAUCCACGUAGUAAUAAUACUAAUCGUCUCGGUACACAGAAAGUAUUAGCUCUAUCAAAACGUAUUACGACUAAUCGAGCUAGCCAACAUCAACAACAGCAAUCUAAACGUCUGGAUGGCUCUGCGGUCGUUCAUAGUUCUCGUCGUUAUCGGGAAAUGCGUGACCGAUACAAUGAUGAUGAAAAAGACGAUGAUGGCGGUGGAGCGGCUGCUGGUGGUGGUGGUGCCGGGAGGUCAGCUGCUUCAGGCAGUGGUGGCAAUUCCACCUCGGUGAUGUAUAAAGGCGGUGGUGGUAGUGGUACAGGGAACAACAGUGAUACUCGUGGUGGGAAUCAGAGUGGCGGUGGUGGUGGUCACAGGGAUUCCACGACUGUUGAUUUUGUCGAUGGAGAAAAUCUUCCCGAUAAUAAUAAUGUUGUUAUGGUGAACACGGGGACCAACGAAGAACAGCAACAGCAACCAGGAGAUGAAAAUAAUGUGGCUUCACGUUCUACGCAACGUCGACGGCAGAUAACAGUGGCGACAACGGGCAAUAUAAGCGAUACAAAUGAUGUUGAUGAAUGGGAGACAGCAUCUGAAGGGUCAUAUUGUUCAGAAAAUGGUCAUACUAACAACAAUCCAGCAACUAUGUCGUCAACUGCUGUUACUUCUGGCGCUGCUACAAACAAUCAGAAAGAAUUUCCUCAGGCUUCCACUUCCUAUCGUAUAAAAAGUGAUCUAAAAGCUUCAGAUAAUACUACAUCAUCCUCUGUUGUCUCCAAAAAUCAUCAGGUAUCAAGUUGUCAUGUUGCUGAGGGAGCAACAACACAUGCUCAUCGUGAUCAUGAUGACGAUGAUACAGGAGGUGGGGGUACAGGGGCUGGACCUGCUAACCAAACUGAAGGCACUGGUAAUAGUGGUGUGUCAACAUCUCCAUCAUCUUCAAAAAAGACUGAGAAAUCUUCGCGCUUCUCACGGACCACUGGGUCGAGUAAUCAUCAGCAUACUUACACUACUGCACAUCGUAGUUAUCCACGGAUUUCAAGAACCACCAGUACUAAUACUGCCUACAACAAUCAUGCUAAUCAUCAUAGACGAAAUUAUGAUAGCUAUGACUAUUACUACUACGGCUACAACUAUGACUACUACUAUAACGAUCACAGGUAUUCAACAAUACCACCGUUAAUGUCUGUUAAACCAAAUGUUUCCUUAUCAGAAAAUACCUACGAUUUAGAUACAUGGACUGCUAUUAAUGGUAAGCGUUCUUCUGAUGAUCGUAGAAGUGAUACAAAUGGCGGGACUACUACAAGAGAUGUUGGUCUCGAGAAGAAGCCUACACAAUCAUCGAUUGAAGAAGAAAAUGAGCAGCUCAGCAAACAAUUUCAUCAACCUGUUGAUGCUGAUUAUGAUAAUGACGAUGUGGAAGAUACUUCAUUUGUGAGUGGCGAUGGAUUUACUAAGGUGGUUUCAAAGUCGAGUAAAUAUUUUGCCCGUCGAAAGUUGCAGCAACAACAACGAAAAGAAGAAGGGGAAGGGUUAGUUAAAGUCACCUCUAGUAAUAGCGAAGGCAGACCGAAAAAAUCUGGUACGUCGUUAUAUAAUACAAAAACGCAUAGUAGUGCUGUCACACGAACGGUACCGUUGGCAUCUAGUCGUGCACAAAAUCAGGUAGACACGAUGAUGACAACGACUACUGAUUCCAAGAGUCUGCCGAAUGGAUUAUCUUCAGUGAAGAAAAAAUAUCUACCAAGUAAAAUAACAUUUAUGGGUCCACCAAUGUCAUGCUUAGAGGUAUCUGAGAACGUUGGUAAUUCUAUAACAACAACAGCUUAUAAUCAGCCUAUUACAACAUGCAAUAGUGCCUGUACUAUUUCAACUACAACCACUUCGUCAGUUUUGCAGAAAAUAUCGAUUUCAACCACAGCAACGACAACAACCACGCGUACAUGGUCAAAGGUAGUUGGAACAAAGUUUGCUAAAUCGCCCCAGUCAACAUCAGCACUAUCAGCAAAUCCUAUUGAUGAAUCAACUCAUAAAGCCUUGUCAUCAUCAUCGAAUUCAGUUUGGCAAACCGAUCAAGUCAGACAAAUUGUGGGAGUGUUGAGUAGUAAUAAUACUGAACAGCAAAACACUCAUGGUGAUAGUAUGCUACCGAAGACAAACAAUAAUAGCAGCACAUCAGAUACAACAACGAAGACUAUUGCGACAACGAUCAAUAAUAUGCAGUCUUUAUGGUCAACGAAUGAUGAUUCUCUUGUUAAUAAGAACAACAACCGUUCAAGUAAAAAUGAUCUCAAUACUUCUAUUCCUACCGCGACUACGACUACUACCGUUAUUUCAUCGGCAGUCAGUCCAUCGUCGUCGACAGCCGCUGCCGCCUCUUAUUCGUCAUCAUCUCAAAUAUCGAAUAAUAUAUGCAAAGUAAAACCUCAACAACAACUGUUACAAACAGCAGCGCCUGUCUCAUCGUCCCUGGUGUCCAAUUCUAUGAUGUCUGUUAACCCACUCAGUCCAAAUAAUAUUGUCCUUGUGGAAAAUGUUACUAAUAUUUCAGCUGCUACUGGCACAGACAUGGUGAUGAUGAUGGCUUCCGAGCCAUUAGAAAGAUCAGAUUAUGAUUGUUGUAGUGAUGUUGGGGGUGGUGGUCAGCAUUCGACGAAUACAACAUUGUUAAGAUCGCAUGCUACUCCUGAAGGUGUACUGCCGUCAUCGUCUUCAUUAUCCAAUGUAUCGUUCCAACCUUGGGCAUCACCCUCACAGAGUGCAUUUUCUUCAGUGAAUAAUCCAUCUCUGUCAUCAUCCACCACUAUCCCUUUGAUGAAUCGACAUGACGCAACAAUGUUUUCAACGACACCAAAUUUAUGGCCACCAAUGCUGGAUCAACAAAAUAUUGUAGAUAUGAUGAAUAUUAGUUGUUGUCUAACAGGUGGUAGUACUUCUUCAUCGUAUGUCGGUGGUGGUCAUCCGAGUCAGUUGGUGUCAAAUGUCCUGUCAUCACAUAACACUAACAGUGGUAUCACUAUGUCAUCUCUUGAUGGUAUAAACAAACAGCCCAGUAGUAUCUCUAAUUCACCCCGGCAACAGCACCAGCAAGCACACCAGAUACAAUCUUAUCAAAAUUCUGUUUUACCAUUGACAUCUGAUCGAUUGAAUAUCUAUUCAAAUGGUCAUUAUGUAAAUAAUAACAAUAACACUAAUAAUAAUAAUUCGCCAGAGAUGCAAAAAUUGUCACAACAGAUGACGUAUGUCUCGGGUGCAGGAGCUGCAGCAACACCAUUAUAUGUUCAUCCACAGUCAACAACAAUACAACCACCAGUCAUGCCACUGACACCGCAGUCAGCACAUUCACGUUCUUUUCAUCAAUCACUUCAACCACAAAUAAGUCAAUCAAGAAAAUGUCGACAGAUGCAGCCUCAGCCAGCACCACAUAUGGAUCCGAAUACAUUCGCCGCUGCAAAUGGAUAUUCUGGUUAUCCUACAGAUUUAAAGGGUGAAUUUAACUAUCCUCCAUCUAUCGCUGCUGGUUGUUUGCCUCCUCAGCCGCCACCCCCUCCACCUCCUACUGCCGGUUUGUACUCUGCUAUUCAUGCUCAUUCACAACCACUGCAGAAUUAUCCACAGAAUUCAGGCAGGCCUAGUGUUGUUGGCUAUCCUACAACAGUGAAUUCAUGGUCUCUGUUAGGCAGUCCUUCGGCUGCCGCUGCUGCUUCAAAUAUUCAGGGUACAGGACAACCGUAUGCUCCAACUGCAGGAAAUAACGCUGGUGGACUGCUGCCUCACCCUGUUGUUCAUCAAGGUGGUGGUUAUAACAAUACACAGUGUCAUUUCCCAACUCCUAUUACGUCGAAUUCUGUCUCUAACUAUGCGAAUCAAUCAAAUUAUGUUGGUGUGAUUGGUGGCGGUCGACCAAAUACUGCGACUGCUGAUCGACAACGUAGUUUACAACAACAUCACAGUUUAUUUACUCAUCCACCGCUUCCACAAUCACCGUCAGCUGCUGCUGCAGGACAAGGACAACAACAAUCAUUCCAGCUACCGUCCAACUUUUAUCCAUCCAUUUCACCAUCUCAUCAUCAACGUGUUUCACUACAGCAAUUCAACGGUACAUCGUCACGUUCAGGACCACCCAUGAAUCCACAGGGUGGACUUUAUGGUCCUCCACCUCAAGCUGCUGCAUUUGGUGGGGCUUCUCAUCACCAUCAGCCGACACCACCUCCUCCUCCGAUGGGACAUCAUCCUCACCAUCAGUUGAAUCCUUUAGGUUUCUUCAAUAAUCCAACGUUCCAGUAUCCAACUCGACCAGAUGGACUUCAUUAGCGGAUUGACGUACAGACAAGAGGGAUCGGAUAGACAGAAUGAAUCAUCGUUUUUUCACAUUUAGACAUACAUUUUCUGUGUUUGCUCUAUACGAUUUCUCGCGACUCUCCAGUCAGCCGCCUAAAUCAUCAAUCCAUAUACUUUUAACCCCAUAUAUUCAGUGUGAAGAUAAAAAUUGUGUUGAAUGUCUAAAUGUUUUUCUCGCCUUUCUUUCUUUCUUUCUUUCCUCCAUCCACAUAAGUUUGCCUGUCGAAUGACCUUACCUUUUUUUUGCAAAACAAUGACAACUAAAAAAAACGAAACAGCGAUUGUCUGGGUUUUUAUCCGCUCGUUUUUAUCUUGGUUUGAUUCGAUGUUUGAUUGAAUAUUGUGCUUCCAAGUAACUAUGGCUUUUAAAGAAGCCACUGAGUCUUACUUCUUUGAUUUUUAUUUCACAUCGUUUAAGCUCUUCUUCCCACAGCGCACAAGUGAGAAAUCUAUUUGCAACGAUGUUGGUUUAGUAAUAAAUAGUAGUAACUGUCACCACUGUGCGUUUGGUGUCUUGCGCACUCACCUCAAAGCACUCAGACACUCUUGAAUUAAAAUUUGGCGUGUGUAGAGAUCUGUAACCGAGUGUUCCAUCUCUGUCUAACCGUUGUCAUAUAUGUUGCUACGCAUGGCAAGGUAGACUGAUUUCCUGUGUGUGAUUAACUAAUUGUCAGUGAUGAUGAUUAUGAUUUGACGAGGAUCCCCGUCGCCCCUCCGUUUCAUGCGGUAAUAUUAAUUAUUAUUUUUAGAAAAUUGUCUAUUCAAUGUGUUUUGCCUGUGAUUCAUGUGGCAGUUUUAAAAUGGAUCCAAUAUCUAUCACUAUGAUUGUUGUACACCAUUGUUUCAUUUCAGUUUUUGUUAUUUGGUUUUAUCAUUUUAAAUCUUCCCCUCUUCUUUUCUUGUUUUUAUUCCUUCCUUUUCUUCUUGUAAACAGCACAUUACAUAUGUGUGUUUGUUUGUGCAUGUGAGUGUGCGUCUUGUUUACAAGAGAAAAUAAAUUUAAAAUGUGA
Messenger RNA from Trichobilharzia szidati, 9494 nucleotides. The record is from the annotation of a GenBank genome assembly. Lineage: Eukaryota; Metazoa; Platyhelminthes; Trematoda; Strigeidida; Schistosomatidae.